AUCGCUUGCAUCUCUGCGUAUUCCCCAAUUGUCAACGAACACGAUCUGGCCUGAUUGGCAUCCAUGCCUCCAACAACGCAAUUCCCUAGUCGGCCCAUUCACACGCUCAAAACCCAUAAUGGGCCUGUGAACGCUGUUACCUUCUCCAGCUAUCCCGGCACGUACCUUCUGACAGGUUCUUCCGAUCGCACCAUCCACCUGUCGCGCGCUGUUCCGAAUUCUAGUUCCAGUAGCCUGUCAGGCACGCAGACGACGUCUCCAAUCCAAAAGUAUGAAGCACAUGGGUACUCUGUGUUAGAUGUCGCUGUUGCCGCGGACAAUUCACGGUUUACUAGCGUUGGUGGGGAUCGGUUGGUCUUCCUGUGGGAUGUUGAGCAGGGAGGUACGAUACGGAGAUGGAGUGGGCAUAGUGGACGGGUGGAAGCGGUUCAAUUUGCUGGUGAAGGAGAUGCAGUAGUUGUUUCUGGUAGCGCAGAUACUACGGUUAAUCUGUGGGAUACGCGGUCUAAUUCUCACAAGCCCAUCCAGACGCUUACUGAAGCGAGUGAUACUGUUUCCUCUCUGCAUGUUCACAUGCCUACGUAUUCCAUUGCGAGUGGGAGUUAUGAUGGUCGUGUGCGUGUUUACGACAUCCGCAUAGGCCGGGCGACGGUGGAUGUUCUGGCGCAUCCGGUGACGAGUGUGCGCUGUUCUGCGGAUGGGAAUGCCCUGCUCGCUUCUACUUUGGAUGGGAGGAUUCGAAUGCUGGACCGGACGGAUGGGAAAUUGCUCAAGUCGUUUGGGGGGGCGGAUAGCGGCGGCGAAGGACGAGGCCGUGGUGCGGCGGCAGCGGCUGCAAAGUACCGGAAUACCGAAUUAAGGAUCCGGUCUGUUUUUGCGAAGGGGGACGCCGUCGUUCUGAGUGGGAGUGAGUCUGAGAAGGGCGAGCAGGCGCAUGUUUUCGCCUGGGAUGUACUGAGUGGGGAGGUCGUGGCGACGGUGGCUGCGGGAGAAGGGGUUAAGGUGGUCAGUUGUGUGGCCUGGAAUGAGAAAGGAGGGUGCUGGGCGGGUGGUUGUUCUGAUGGAACGGUCAAGGUGUACGGUUGAAGAAACCUGCCACGCUGCGGGAGCUUAAUGGUCUAACACAAGGAUGUCGUGUCAUAUAUGAUGACCAAGGCAAAAAAUUAUUCGGAUUCAUCACUAUAUCUGCGGACAUGCCUGAAGGGCGUGUGCAUGGUGUGUGUGUGUAUGGUGUCACGUAUGACACAGUCGCACUCGACAAUGUCAGCGCUACGACAGCGAGACCGAUGCCAAUGACACGCUGGAAUAUAUGCUAUGCUGCCAGUCCGGAGAAUUCCUAUCGGAUUGACAAGUAUUAAGCAGAGCCGUUGGUGUUGUCGAGGGCAAGUGCGGGGACCAAGUGGAGAAGCAUCGUGUGUUGAAGACGGGAAUGUACGAGAUUAUGUCCAUCCGGAGGAUUAUCGAUUAAUAUCAAACUACUCCGUACCUAGGACUCAAUGAUAAUAUCCUAAGAAUAUCCAUGGGUCGAGUGAGCGGACAGAUUCCGAAG
Molecule: messenger RNA, 1549 nt
Organism: Monascus purpureus
Lineage: Eukaryota; Fungi; Ascomycota; Eurotiomycetes; Eurotiales; Aspergillaceae
Source: the annotation of a GenBank genome assembly